Messenger RNA from Staurois parvus, 666 nucleotides. NCBI's taxonomy places the organism in Eukaryota, Metazoa, Chordata, Amphibia, Anura, Ranidae. The record is from the annotation of a GenBank genome assembly.
CGGAUACAAUGUUGCAUUCUGCGGGUCACGUGUCUCCGGCCCUCUCCUGGUCCCCGCCCCCUCCGGCGGUGCAGUGAUAAGCCCCGCCCCUCCCCGGGCCGGGCGCUGAGGAUGGGGGACGCUGCGGGGAUCUAUCACGAGCGGCAGCGGCUGGAGCUGUGUGCGGUUCACGCCCUCAACAACCUUCUCCAGAGGGACGAGUUCUGCCAGAGCCGGGCCGAGGAGAUCUGCCGGGGGUUGUCCCCGAACUCUGUCAUUAACCCGCACCGCAGUCUGCUGGGCAUCGGGAACUAUGACGUCAAUGUCAUCAUGGCGGCCCUGCAGAUGCUGGACUACGCCGCCGUGUGGUGGGACAAACGCAGGUCUCUGGAGAGUUUGGCGCUGAGUGAGAUCUUCGGCUUCAUCCUGAACAUCCCGUCUCCCAUCUCGCUGGGCUUCCUCUCCCUGCCGAUCACCCGCAAGCACUGGAUCGCCGUACGGCAGAUCAACGGAGUCUACUACAACCUGGACUCCAAGCUGAAAUCGCCUGCCAAGCUCGGGGGCCCCAGGGAGCUGAAGGACUUCCUCCAGGGCUGCGUCAGCCGCGGCUCCUGCGAGAUCCUCCUGGUGGUGACGAAGGAGGUGGAGGAGAGCCGGCUGUGGAUCAAUGAAGAGGGCGCCACGUGA